Molecule: messenger RNA, 1161 nt
Organism: Saprolegnia parasitica CBS 223.65
Lineage: Eukaryota; Oomycota; Saprolegniomycetes; Saprolegniales; Saprolegniaceae
Exons: 2
Coding region: 1-1161 (386 amino acids)
Source: RefSeq, a predicted model, not a curated record
AUGAAGCGCACGAAGCUCAAUGCGCGCCAGCUCCAGGAAGAGCUCGUCCUGCGCAACGUGAACCCGUUCGGCGUCGUCUUCUCCGAGGCGAGUGAGCGCGAGGCCGAAGCGACGACCGGCGCCUACUGCGCGACCGGCGACCUCGGUGCGCUCGAGUACUGGGAGACCAUCGUCGAAGGCAAGGAUGUCUUCUUCUUUUGCAAGGCGCGCAACGUGAGCCAGUGGGCACCGCCUUGCAGGUACCUCGAGGACGCGGCGCCUCGCGCGGACCCGGACGACGAAGACAUGACGCUGAUCUUUCCGCUCGCUUAUGAAGAGCUCGAUGCCUACCGCCCCGAGACGCCACAUGAGGACGAAACGCCUGCAGUUCCCGAGCCGUCCGAGCCCGUGACGGUCGACUUGGCAACCAAGCUCGCGAUAUUGGCCACCUCGGACCUCGAGUGGGCCUACUUGCGCCCGCUCUUCCAGUUCAAGGGUCGACUCGAUGGCGUCUGGGGCGUCGCCCAGCGAGCUCGCUAUACAAGCGUACCCCACGGGCUCCACGACGAUCAGGAGCACACGCCGAGCGAGGUCGAAGCCAUCUUUGCGUCCAUGGCCCGCAACCUCAUCAUCGCCGAACACAACAUUGAAGUGAGCGUCCAGGAGCACUACGACAUGCCCAAGAUCUACACCGUCGACGACAUCAACCUCGAGCAGCGGCAGAUCUUUGCGACCGCGUGGGCCGACCUUGGCGACCUGGCACUGGCCCGUGACGACGGCGCGACCGCCAUGAACUGCUACCGCCGCUCCAUCUUUUGGUUCCACGACUUUACCGCAUCGUAUGUGAAGGCAGCGGCGCUCUUGACGUCGCUUGCGUACACGGACGACAGCUGCGACGUGCUGGCGGCCAUGCCCCGUGACGAAGCCACGCCGAUCGUGGAGCUUGUGCCCGACCUUGUAUCGCAGUUUCCGCAUUGCAAGCACCUCACCAUGCCGUGGCUAUCGCAGAAGGUGCGCGUCGGCCUCCGGUACAUGGUCGCGAUUCUGGUGGGGACGGGCGUCUUGUAUGGGCUCGCGUACGUCUGCAUUUUGCGCAGGCACGAGGCCCAUGAGACGUCGAUCGACGCACCCGCAAGUGCCCUCCGCAAGCGCGCCAAGCACAUCAAGAAGAAGACGAUAUAA